AUGCUGGUGUGGUGGGUGACAGCUGGCAACUCACCAGCAACAGUGGAGUAUGGGGAGAGCCGCGGCCAGUACACCAGAGUGGCCUCAGGGAUUGUGACUGGUUAUCGGUUCAACAAAUACACGUCGGGGUACAUUCACAAGGUGCUGCUGGGGCGGCGCUUCAAUGACGGCCUCUUAAAGCCCGCCACCACCUACUUCUACCGCCUGGGAGGCGCGGGGCCCGAGUUUGCCUUCAAAACGCCACCGCUGCCAUCCCAGCCCAUUGAUGUGGCACUCUUUGCUGACAUGGGCCAAAAGCCACCAGCAGCCGACACCAUCUCUCGCCUCUCCCGCACGGCACACUCUCUAGUCGUUUUCCCAGGGGACCUCUCCUAUGCCAACGGCAACCAACCACAGUGGGACACGUGGCAGGAGCUCAUCCAGCCGGCGGCGUCCCUCCGACCCUGGAUGACAGCCCCGGGGAACCACGAGGACGAGGCUGACGAGGGCGCGCCGAGCCUGAACCCCUUCAAGGCGUACAACCUGCGCUGGCCCAUGCCCGCUGCUGCCAGCGGGUCGUCGUCGAAUCUCUUCUACUCGUUUGACAGUGGCAGCAUUCACUGGGUGGUGCUGUCGUGCUACAAUGACUAUUCCCAAGGGUCUGCCCAGUACAAUUGGCUCCAGGCGGACCUAUCCAAGGUGAACCGCAGUGUGACGCCGUGGUUGAUAGCGGUGUUUCACGAGGCAUGGUAUCACAGCAACAAGGAGCACCACCUCAGUGGGGAGGCCAUGCGGGUGGCACUUGAGAAGACGUUGUAUGAUGCACGCACGGAUGUGGUGGUGUGCGGCCACGCGCAUUCGUACGAGCGCACGGUGCCGCUUUACAACAAUGCCCAGGACCCAUGUGGCAUGGUGCACCUGACUGUCGGCACUGGUGGGGACGACCUCUAUACAAGUUUCCUCUCCCCCAAGCCUUCAUGGUCGGCCUUCCGGCAGGCAGCGUAUGGGUUUGGGGUGCUGUCGGUGGGAGGGGGCGCCAGCAAGGGCGAGGCGGUGUGGAGGUGGAGGAGGAACAGCGAUGCAGCGGGGGUGACAGCAGAUGAGGCCAGCAUCAUCUCGCAUGCCAGCACCAAGGCUCCUGCGCAGUGCCGGGUGUAA
Closterium sp. Yama58-4 is the source of this 1137-nucleotide messenger RNA. Lineage: Eukaryota; Viridiplantae; Streptophyta; Zygnematophyceae; Desmidiales; Closteriaceae. The record is from the annotation of a GenBank genome assembly.